This is a messenger RNA of Rubroshorea leprosula, 548 nucleotides long. The record is from the annotation of a GenBank genome assembly. Lineage: Eukaryota; Viridiplantae; Streptophyta; Magnoliopsida; Malvales; Dipterocarpaceae.
AUAAAAACAUAAGAAAAGGAUCUAAUAUUCUCCUGUUCAACCUAGGAUGUUAAGAACAAAGCUUGUAGGAGCAAUGGGCGUAAUGACCCUUGCUGUGUCUCUAUUUCUUGAUGCUUCAGUUGCGCAAGGCCAAAACAAGCCCUGUGCACCUUCUUCCUGUGGAAACCUUGGUAUCAGUUACCGUUUUCGUUUAAGUAGCGACCCUAUGGAGUGUGGUUACCCAGGGUAUGAAUUAGUUUGUGAGAACAAUCGCACAACUUUCCUCACCCAAUCUGGGAAAUUCUUCGUGGAGGAAAUAACUUAUGAUGGGUAUACACUUCGACUGAUGGAUGCUAGUCUGGAUCUUCAUAGGAUUAGGUUCUCUAUCCCUCGUAAUUCCUUUCUAGGUAAAGGGGAUUUUGAGAAUAGAUAAGAGACCUAUUAUAACUCCCUUUCAACAAACUAGAAAAAACUAGAAAUAAAUUGAACCAAUGAAGUUGAGAAGAACAAGAACUGAAUUAAAAGCAUGAAAUAGCUGCCAAAGGAUUCAAGAAAAGUUCAGUUAUCAG